Molecule: messenger RNA, 2351 nt
Organism: Paramacrobiotus metropolitanus
Lineage: Eukaryota; Metazoa; Tardigrada; Eutardigrada; Parachela; Macrobiotidae
Product: transketolase-like protein 2
Exons: 11
Coding region: 174-2087 (637 amino acids)
Molecular function (GO): transketolase activity; thiamine pyrophosphate binding
Source: RefSeq, a predicted model, not a curated record
UUUGUCGGCCAAAAUCAGUCCGUCACUUCUCAGCUGCUGCAAGGCUCUCCGGUAAUUUGUCUGCAUCCCGAAAAUCCUACGACGCAGUAGAUCCCAGUUUUCAUUCUUAUUUUUGUGAUUGUUGACCAUAAAGUGAAUUAUUCAUUGAAGAUUUGCGUUUAAUUCAGACUGCCAUGUCGUCUAAUCACACCAACGCCAAUGUUUAUGACCGUGAUCCGAGCGACGAUGUUAUCGCCCAGCUGAAGACCAUCGCCACCAAAUUGCGUCUGGAUUCAAUCAAAUGCACUAAUGCCGCAAAAUCCGGGCAUCCGACAUCAUGCGCCUCGUGUGCUGAUAUUCUGGCUGUUUUGUUCUGGCACACCAUGAAACACAAUCCCUUGGAGCCUCGGGACCCCAACAACGAUCGCUUCGUGCUGUCGAAGGGUCAUGCGGCACCGAUUCUGUAUUCUGUCAUGGCUGAGCUGGGCGUGGUCAAGCACGAAGACUUGGAAAAUCUGCGCAAGAUUGACUGCCCGCUGGAAGGUCACCCAACUCCUCGUCUGUCUUUCGUGGAUGUGGCUACCGGUUCCUUGGGUCAGGGAUUGUCAUGUGCGGCCGGUAUGGCAUACGGAGGAAAGUACUUGGAUAAGGCCAACUUCCGAGUGUUCUGCGUAAUGGGAGAUGGUGAAUCGGCUGAGGGUAGCGUUUGGGAAGCCAUGCACUUCGCCAGUCAUUACAAGCUGAAUAAUCUAAUCGCCUGCAUCGAUAUCAACCGACUUGGCCAGAGUGAACCUACAUCGUUGGGCCAUGAUAUGGACACAUACAAGCGACGAUGUGAAGCUUUUGGUUGGAAGACUUUUGUUGUUGACGGUCACGACAUAAAGACGCUGGUGAACACGUUUUAUGAUGCUCGCCGAUCGGAAGACAAACCGGUUAUGAUUUUGGCAAAGACAUUCAAAGGAAAAGGCUUCCCUGGAAUCGAAAAUGAAGAGAACUGGCAUGGCAAGGCCUUGGGCGACAAAGCAGACAAGAUUGUGCAGUCGCUGACGGAAAUUGUUAAAAGCAACAAACCGGUCACCAUCACUCCUGAAGCCCCACAGAAAGCGGAACUCCAGGCAGUCACCCAUGGGAAGGUGCUCCUGAGCGACAAGCCAGAGUACGAACUGGGAAAACAAGUCGCCACUCGUCAGGCUUAUGGAACUGCGCUUGUUAAACUGGCCACCGUGUACCCGCGUAUCAUUGCGCUAGACUGCGAUGUGAAGAAUUCCACAUAUUCAGAAAACUUGAAGAAGGUUUAUCCGCAGAGAUUUGUGGAAUGCUUUAUUGCUGAGCAAAAUGCCAUUGGCGUUGCUAUUGGUCUCUCCACUCGUGGUCGAUUCAUUCCUUUCGUCAGUACCUUUGCGUGCUUUUUCACGCGCGGUUUCGACCAGUUGCGUAUGGGCGCUAUCUCGAUGGCGAAUGUGAAAUUCGUUGGCUCCCACGCUGGCAUCUCUAUCGGAGAGGACGGACCAUCACAGAUGGCACUGGAGGAUAUUGCCAUGUUCCGCUCCCUGCCAGGUUCUACCGUUUUCUACCCGAGUGAUGCAGUUUCCACCGAACGGGCCUGCGAGCUGGCGGCCAAUACCGAAGGCAUUUGUUUCAUCCGCACUGGUCGUCCUGCGAACUCUAUCAUUUAUAAGGGCGAUGAGACAUUCGAAGUCGGAAAAGCUAAAGUCGUUCGACAGAGCGAAAACGAUGUGGUGACCGUUAUUGGUGGAGGAGUGACCGUCCAUGAGGCAUUGAAAGCUGCGGAACAGUUGGCUGGAAAGGGAAUCAAUAUUCGUGUCGUGGAUAUCUUCACCGUCAAGCCUAUUGAUGCAGACACAAUCGUCAAGAGCGCACGCGCGACGAAAGGCCGCAUCCUUACCGUGGAGGAUCAUUAUGCUGAAGGCGGCAUCGGAGAAGCCGUGGCUGGCGCGAUUGCCCAGCAUCCAGAUAUCGUACAGAAAAUGUUAGCUGUCCGUGAAUUGCCUCGUAGUGGCCCACCCAAUGUUCUGCUAGACAUGUUCGGUAUCAGUGCCAAAGCCAUUGUGGCAGCUGUGGAAGGAGACUGGACAAAUGCUAAAUGAGCAGGCGGUUUUUUCUUGAUUGUAGUCAUCAGAGAUUUCUUUUGCUGGCUUUUUGGUGGAUGGUAAUUGAUUUUGGGGCGCUUUCGCUGUAUUGUCUAAUAGUGUAAUGAUCUAGUUUCGGACGUUAACGUUGUUGCUAAAGAUUUGCAGACUGUCAAAAGUUUUUCCGGUAUAGUGGUGAUGCUGCAAAGUUUCCAUUACGGUGAUACGUUCAUUGGUUGGGUUGAAUUAAUUCUGGUCAUGAAUAAAGCAAGUAAUAUGAAA